This is a messenger RNA of Lithohypha guttulata, 834 nucleotides long. RefSeq names its product ADP-ribosylation factor protein 3 (gene ARL3). Gene Ontology annotation, biological process: intracellular protein transport; Golgi to plasma membrane protein transport; protein localization to Golgi apparatus. The transcript has a single exon. Bases 1 to 834 code for a protein of 277 amino acids. Gene Ontology annotation, cellular component: Golgi apparatus. Gene Ontology annotation, molecular function: GTPase activity; GTP binding. Lineage: Eukaryota; Fungi; Ascomycota; Eurotiomycetes; Chaetothyriales; Trichomeriaceae. The record is from RefSeq and is a predicted model, not a curated record.
AUGUACCACCUCUUCCGCUCUCUCUACCUUCAUGCCACCUCGAAAGAGGAGUACUCGGUGCUCCUCCUCGGCCUCGAUAAUGCUGGCAAGACGACCUUGAUGACCCAGAUUCGUGCCCUCUAUAAUACUACCUCCUCUUCAGUUGAUCCAGCGGCAGGCUCGACAGGCGAUCUACCAGCAAGCUCAACCGCGGGCGAUACUGUUCCCACCGUCGGUCAAAAUGUGGCUACGAUCGAUCUACCGAACAUGUAUCUAAAGAUCUGGGACGUAGGAGGACAGAUGACGCUAAGAAGGUUAUGGACGAGCUACUACAAAAGCUGUCAUGCUAUAGUAUUUGUGGUUGACAGCAGUGAUCUGGGACAAUUGGAGAAAGAGGCUGAUGCCCUGCUCACGCCUCAAACACCUGGUGGCCCACGUCAAUGGCAUGCUAGGCGGAAAAGCAGCUAUGCCAUACCUCCUGAAGCUGAUGCGGAAACGCCUGAAAAGCCACCACCUACUCCCAUCACACCAAGCAUAGUUUCGAGCUCAUUCGAACGUGGCCGUUUUGACGAAUGCAGAGCUGUGUUAGAGAACGUAUUGGGUCAUGAAGACACGAGUGGUAUCCCUGUACUGGUUCUAGCGAACAAGCAAGAUCGAGAGGAUGCGGUUGAAGUCGUGAGGAUUAAGGAGGGGUUCGUAAGGCCGGUCUUCGAGGGUGAAAAGGGCGAGAUGAUAAGGGACUCAAGAGUCUUACCAGUCAGCGCAUUGAAAGCUACAGGUGUGAAGGAGGCAGUCGAGUGGAUUCGAAGCAGGGUGGUAUGGAAUAAAACGAGUCGACCACCUGUUAUGAGAUGA